Messenger RNA from Camelina sativa (false flax), 549 nucleotides. The record is from RefSeq and is a predicted model, not a curated record. Lineage: Eukaryota; Viridiplantae; Streptophyta; Magnoliopsida; Brassicales; Brassicaceae.
AUGGGUAAUAUAAUGAUGUUAUCAAAGCUCUUGUGUACGAGUUUAGACAUGAGUACGGUUUAUCACCCGCAAACGGAUGGGCAAACAGAAGUUACUAACCGUGCUCUUGUCUAUGGUUUCAUUCCUCUUGGUCCUUUGGACCUUACUACGCUACUAGAUCAGUCUCUCUUUCAUGGUCAGGUCGCCGACUUCAUUGAAGAUCUACAAGACGUGCACAAACAAGCCAAGUUGCGCCUAGAAGAUUCUUCGAGCAAAUAUAAGGCUGCAGCUGAUACUAAGCGUCUUGUUUUGGAGUUCAACCCGGGAGAUUUGGUGUGGGUUUACCUGACCAAGGAGCGCUUACCUCUCAAGGAAUACAACAAAAUUUUCAUCUCGGAAGAUUGGUCCUGUCGAAGUUGUGGAGCGUAUCAAUGCAAAUGCUUACCGGGUUCUUCUUCCGCCGCAUUGCGUACGUCCAAUGUGUUCAAUGUGAAGCACUUAUCUCCAUAUCGUGGGGACAAUGACGAGCUGGAUUCGAGGCCUAAUCCUUCUCCACCUGGAGGGACCUGA